AAUCUCUGCACGGGGGGGAGGGAGACAGCGGGAGAGAGAGACAGAUAUUACAAACAUCAGAGCAGGUAGUUUUUAGGGCAAGACUCCUUCCAGCUUCAACAACUGGGUACCUGGGCUGCGCGUCCGCCCUGGGACAGCCUCCUUCUCCCAGCCCUCACUGAAACAACUAGUGGAAAGGACUUUGUUCCUCCCUCUCUCUGGUGUCUUUCUGCAGCUUUUUCCAUAAGAACGAAUGAUCUACCACAAAUUCAGCCCAGUUUCUGGGAUUGGUUCUGUGAUGCCUGUAGCUGUGGCCAGUGGAAUAAGCCCAUAUGCUCCGUGAAAGCAGUCAAAGGUAACAAGUGACAGGACAAGAGGAAAUGGCCUCAAGUUGUUCCAGGGAAAAAAACUCUUCACAGAAAAGGUGGUCAAGAACUGAAACAGGCUUCCCAUAGAAGUAAUGGAGUCACCAUCCUUGGAGGAAUUUGGGCCACAGAGAAGAAAAUUGAACAUGAUGAAGAAUGAAGAAAGUUUUAAUGUGGACAAUACCCGAGCAUCUCCCUUCUCCCUCUGCCUGCAGCCACUCAGCCCCGUUACAAAGCCACACAGAACAACGCAAUUUGAUGAAGAAUUCAGAACACACCUGUCGCAUUUCCGCUAUGGUCCUCCUCCUCUUGAAAACAUGGAAACAUUCCAGGGGUCCUUGGAAGGAGGGUCUCGCAAACGCAAGAGUGUGCCAACAAAAAUGCCUCCUCCCAUCACCCUUGAGGAUUCCUCAUCAUCACCAGAUCGACCUGAGGAUCACAGCGACAGAGGCUCUUCCAGUGUCCCCUUGGUGUUCCAACAGCCAGCUCAGCCCAAGUGCAGUUCCCAGAUGAUUGACCUCUGCAACUUUGGUUUUCAAUUCUACAGAACUCUGGAGCAUUUUGGAGCCAAGCCCAUUAAGCAAGAACCAGCGAAGCCUAGCAUGGCAUGGCCCAGUAGCCCAGCAUUCAUGCAGGCUCCUUACCCUUAUUAUCCUAAAGUCCACCCUGGCUUAAUGUUUCCUUUCAUUGUACCACCAAACUUUCAUUUCAGGAACCCUUUUCAAAUGAAAAGACCUCCAGAACCACCCUUCAGGAGGGCUGAAGUAAGAGAAAGUGGUGAAAACAAACAGAAAGUGGAAAGAGUAGAUGUCAACCUUCAGAUAGAUGACAGCUACUAUGUUGAUGUGGGAGGUGAACAGAAACGCUGGCAAUGUCCCAUGUGUGAGAAGUCCUAUACAUCCAAGUACAAUUUGGUCACCCAUAUCUUGGGUCACAGUGGCAUUAAGCCUCAUGCUUGCACCCGAUGUGGCAAGCUUUUCAAGCAGCUGAGCCACUUGCACACACAUAUGUUGACACACCAGGGCACUCGGCCGCACAAGUGCCAGGUGUGCCACAAGGCUUUUACUCAAACCAGUCACCUUAAGAGACACAUGAUGCAACACAGUGAUAUCAAACCUUACAACUGCAGGAUCUGUGGCAGGGGAUUUGCCUACCCCAGUGAGCUGAAAGCACAUGAGUCUAAGCAUGAGAGUGGACGAGAGAACAUUUGUGUGGAAUGUGGUCUGGACUUUCCAACUCUGGCCCAGCUGAAGAGACACCUAACUACCCACCGUGGCCCCAUACAGUACAAUUGCACCGAAUGUGAUAAGACCUUCCAGUACCCAAGUCAGCUGCAAAACCACAUGAUGAAGCACAAAGACAUCCGCCCAUACAUCUGCACUGAAUGCGGCAUGGAGUUUGUGCAGCCCCACCACCUGAAGCAGCACUCCCUGACUCACAAGGGUGUGAAAGAGCACAAAUGUGGAAUUUGUGGCCGGGAAUUUACUCUGCUAGCCAACAUGAAGCGACAUGUCCUGAUCCACACCAAUAUCAGAGCCUAUCAAUGCCAUUUGUGCUUCAAGAGCUUUGUGCAAAAGCAGACUCUCAAGGCCCACAUGAUUGUUCACUCUGAUGUCAAACCCUUUAAAUGCAAGCUGUGUGGAAAGGAGUUCAACAGAAUGCACAAUUUAAUGGGACACAUGCACUUGCACUCAGAUAGUAAGCCGUUUAAGUGCCUCUACUGUCCCAGCAAAUUCACCUUGAAGGGGAACCUAACCAGGCACAUGAAAGUCAAACAUGGGGUCAUGGAAAGAGGAUUUCACUCUCAAGGUUUUGGAAGAGGAAGGAUUGCUCUGUCCCAGACAAAUGUCUUGAGAAGCUUGGAACAGGAAGAGCCAUUUGAUCUUUCCCAGAAAAGCCAAGGGAAGGGAAUCUCAUUUCAUUCUGAUGGUGAGAGUGCCAAGGGAAGCUCAUGCCAGGAAGAAGAGGAAGACAACUGCUAUGAGGUGGAGCGAUACAGCCCUGCCAUGUACCAUCAUGAUGACAAUAAGCUAUACAUGGCUCAAGAUCUCUCUGGCAAACCUGAGUGCAUGACGAAGGACUUCAGAGAGUCCUACUGCAAUGAGAAGGAAGAGAUGUUAAGUGAGGGAGGACUGGGGAAGAGAAUAGGAAAUUCAGACAAAGAGGAGAGACAUGGAGAGGGAGAGCUUGCAAACAACAAAGAACAUCUCAGCUUUAGAUCCUUUGAAAAGGCCAGACUUGGUCACUCUCUCUCUGAUUACUUGUAUUUCAAGCACAGGAGCAAGAGUUUGAAAGAAUUGCUGGAAAGAAAAAUGGAAAAACAAACAAUGCUUAUAGGCAUUUAAAAUGGACAUUUAAAAACAGCUGGAAAAUGGUAAUCAGGUAGAUUUUAACGUGAAUUGUAAGCUACUGAAGCCUGGAAGUCUGUAGUAGUAUUUAGAAAUAAAUAAGCCAAAUUAUUAAAAAUAAUUUAGGGUAAAACACAUACAUUAAAAGAAUAAAUCAGCUUGAGGCCACCAAAAAAGGCAAUAGAUAUUGAAAAAUAACACUUUAAUAUUUAUCCAUUUAAUGUAUAACAGACAAUGGGUUGGGUACAGAAGUUUACUUCCUAUUAUAUGGGGAUAGAUUCUUACAUGCAAUUUUCUACUUAGCAGAAAGCAACAUACUUUAGCAUCUGAUUUAUUAUCUGACUAAAUAUAUAUGAAAACUUCUAA
Messenger RNA from Motacilla alba alba, 3058 nucleotides. RefSeq names its product zinc finger protein 366 (gene ZNF366). Lineage: Eukaryota; Metazoa; Chordata; Aves; Passeriformes; Motacillidae. Gene Ontology annotation, biological process: regulation of transcription by RNA polymerase II. Bases 440 to 2689 code for a protein of 749 amino acids. Gene Ontology annotation, molecular function: RNA polymerase II cis-regulatory region sequence-specific DNA binding; DNA-binding transcription factor activity. The transcript is spliced from 8 exons. The record is from RefSeq and is a predicted model, not a curated record.